Molecule: messenger RNA, 954 nt
Organism: Vicugna pacos (alpaca)
Lineage: Eukaryota; Metazoa; Chordata; Mammalia; Artiodactyla; Camelidae
Source: RefSeq, a predicted model, not a curated record
AUGAUCUCAGUGGAGAAUCGUACAGAGCUGACUGAAUUCAUUCUUGUUGGGAUAACUGAUGACCCAGGACUGCAGAUCCCACUCUCUCUGGUGUUCACUCUCGUCUGCCUCAUCACUCUGCUUGGGAACUUGGGGGUGAUCACAUUGAUCCUGCUGGACUCUCGUCUCCACACUCCCAUGUACUUCAUCCUCAGUAACCUGUCUCUGGUGGACUUUGGUUACUCCACAGCUGUCACUCCCAAAGUGAUGGCUGGAUUCCUUAUAGGAGACAAGGUUAUCUCCUACAAUGCGUGUGCUGCUCAGUUGUUCUUUUUUGCAUUCUUUGUUGUUGUGGAAAUUGUUCUCUUGAACUCCAUGGCCUAUGACCGUUAUGCAGCAGUGUGUAAACCACUACAUUACACCAGCAUCAUGACAACAAGCUUGUGUUUGUGUCUGAUCAUAUGUUCCUAUGUCCUUGGUUUUCUGGAGGCCUCUGUGCACACGUGGAACAUAUUCAAUCUCUCUUUCUGUAGAUCCAAUGUGAUUGAUNNCUUUUUCUGUGAUGCCUCUCCUCUCCUGGCUCUUUCUUGCUCAGACAACAACAAAAAUGAGAUGCUUUUGUUAAUUACUGUGGGCUUCAAUAUAAUGUUUUCUGUCCUGGUCAUCUUUAUCUCCUACUUGUUUAUAUUUAUCACCAUUCUGAGGAUGCGCUCAUCUGAAGGACAUCAGAGGGCUUUUUCCACCUGUGCUUCCCACCUCACUGCUGUCUCCAUCUUCUACGGGGCUGGCACCUUCAUGUACUUGCAGCCCAGCUCCAGCCAUUCCAUGGACACAGACAAGGUGGCAUCUGUGUUCUAUGCCAUCAUUGUUCCCAUGCUGAACCCACUGGUCUACAGCCUGAGGAACAAAGAGGUCAAGAGUGCCUUUAAAAAGGCUGUGGGGAAGGCAAAGUUUUCUGUAAGAUUCAUAUUUUAA